Molecule: messenger RNA, 864 nt
Organism: Protobothrops mucrosquamatus (brown spotted pit viper)
Lineage: Eukaryota; Metazoa; Chordata; Lepidosauria; Squamata; Viperidae
Product: deoxyribonuclease gamma-like
Exons: 8
Coding region: 1-864 (287 amino acids)
Biological process (GO): DNA catabolic process
Cellular component (GO): nucleus
Molecular function (GO): DNA nuclease activity
Source: RefSeq, a predicted model, not a curated record
AUGGCACAAGCCUUCAUCUUUCUGCUUCUCUUGCUGGACAUGAUGCUUGUGGCUGCAUCUUUCAAAAUCUGUGCUUUCAACAUACGAAGCUUUGGACAAGCCAAGGCAGCCAACCAGAAGGUGAUGAGAGCUCUUGUCCAGAUCCUGUCUCGUUGUGAUAUCUCUGCUGUGCAAGAAGUGCGUGACUCCAAGGGACUGGCUAUUCAGAUGCUACUGCGGAAGCUCAAUAGGUAUGAUCCUUCUCACCGCUACAGCUGCCUAGAAAGCAAGAGACUUGGACGAAGCAGCUACAAGGAGCAGAAUGUCUUUGUGUAUCGUCGGGAUGCUGUGUCAGUUAUGGCUCAAUGUCAAGUUGGAGAUGAGGAUGCCAGAGAUUUUGCUAGGGGACCCUUUGCUGUGCGUUUCCAUUCCCCAUACACAGUUGCUUCAGACUUUGUGCUAGUCUUGCACCAUACCUGUCCUCGGGAAGCUGCCCAUGAGCUUGACCUGCUAUUUGAAGUAUGCAUGGAACUAAUGCACUGGUGGAAAACGGAGAAUGUGAUGGUGCUGGGAGACCUGAAUGCAGGUGGUACCUAUAUCCCAAUGAGCGCAUGGGCCAGAAUCCGCCUGCGCAAUCAUCCUGCCUUCCAUUGGCUUAUCAGUGACCAAGAAGAUACCACCGUCAGCCACCGCACUUGUUGUUCUUAUGACAGAAUCAUAGUUCAUGGAGAAGAAUUACUCUCUGCUGUUGUGCCCGGAUCAGCAAAGGCAUACAAUUUCACAAAGGAACUUGGAUUGUGUGAAGAAGAGGCCUUAGAAAUCAGCGAUCACUAUCCUGUGGAGGUGAAGCUAAAGCUUGCUCCAAAGACCCAGCAGGAACUCUAA